UCCGGUGGGCACAGGAUGUCACGUAGCAGAGGUGUCGACAGGUCAGGGAGGGCCCAGAUCGGGAGGUCCCGGGGGAAACCGAGGGUCGGUGAGUCCCCGAUCGGGGGUGUCCCGAGGUUGGGGCUGUCCCGAGUUCGGGGAUGCCCGGCCGUCAGGGAGCGGUGGGUUGGUUGCCCUAGGGCCGAGGAGGUUGACCUUUUCCGGGAGCGGCGGUACCGGGGAUUUGGGUCAUGCCCGGGGUUCGGGUCAUGCCUAUGGUUUGGGUCGUGCCCGGGGUUCGGGGGUACCCGGGGGUCGUGGGAUGCGCGGGAGUCUCAGGAUGCCGCUGUGCCGGCGCCGCCCGUGACCUCUCGACCUCUCCAGGUGUGCGGGCUGUGCCCGGGGCCGCCGCGGAACGGCUCCAUCGUGUCCCGGUUCUGUGAGUCCCGGGGCGGCACUGAGAGCGACGGGCGCUGCUGCCGGGAGCGGGGCCCGUCCCCAGGGCGGCUUCUGGGGCUGGACCUGAGCAACUGCUCCCUGCACAGUGUGCCCCCGGGACUGGCCGAGGCCACCACUGCCAUCGUCCUGGACCUGAGUGAGAACCCGCUGACAGCUCUCCCCGACGGUUCCUUCCUGGGCUUCAUCCAGCUGCAGAGCCUCGCGGUGCCGCUGCCGCUGGAGUGUCCAGGCGGGAGGGACGCCUGGCAGGACGUGACAGCGGACAGGAGCAGCCGGCUGUGCCACGGGCAGAGGAACCCCUGCAACAGCUCUGUGGAGCUCGCCUGGCCGUGUCCUGAAAACUCUGUGUGUGCCCCUGAUGGGCCGGGGCUCAUCCAGUGCCUCUGUGACAGUCCCUUCCACGGCUACAAGUGCCUGCGUGAGGGCGCGUUCCCGAUGCUUCUCUUUGGAGGAAUCGUGGGCACCGCCACUGUGUCCCUGUCCCUGCUGCUGUGGGGCACCCAGCGGAGGAAGGCCAAGACCCCCUGAGCAGGGCAGGGGACGUGCCUGGGCGGGAAGCUCUGUGGCCAGGGAGGCUCUCCGGAUCAAUAAAGCUGCAAGUCCUCACUGU
This is a messenger RNA of Ficedula albicollis (Collared flycatcher), 1048 nucleotides long. RefSeq names its product all-trans retinoic acid induced differentiation factor (gene ATRAID). Gene Ontology annotation, cellular component: intracellular membrane-bounded organelle. The transcript is spliced from 6 exons. Gene Ontology annotation, biological process: positive regulation of osteoblast differentiation. The record is from RefSeq and is a predicted model, not a curated record. NCBI's taxonomy places the organism in Eukaryota, Metazoa, Chordata, Aves, Passeriformes, Muscicapidae. Bases 16 to 966 code for a protein of 316 amino acids.